CUCUCCUCGAGUCGCGGUUGUAACUUGUAAACGCACUGUAACCUUAAAGUUGGUGAGGGUAGUCUGUUGUGCGUGGAAACUAGAAGCACGCUACUCGCGCGAAAAAAGUAGCAGCUAGUAUCGCAAAAAUGGCGGAUGAAAACGAAGACCAGUGGUUAUACGGCGAUGCCGUUGAUCCCAAAGAUCCACCAAAUUCCAAUAAUGAGCUCAGUGAUAAUAACGAAUCCAAAUACAAUAACGACGAUGCGUCUUAUCAACAAAGUGAAGACGCUCGAGACGAUCUUAACGACGAGCAACAAAUGCAACAGUUACGCGAGUUGCAACAGUUGGAAGCUAUGGGGCAAUCUGACAACUGUCAAGAUAUUGAGCCUUUUGAUGAAGAUGAUAGCAAUACUCAGCAGCCUCUCCCUAGUCAAGAUGAAGAUUCAAUGACUAACGAUGCCAAGUUAAAUGGAACUAGUGAAAAGAUUAAACGUGAAAGCCGAGAUAACUCUAACACCGAAACCGAUGAUGAUGAUGAUGAUGUGGACGUUGUCAUUGGUGAUAUCAAGUCAACACCUCCUCAAGCUUCGCAACAAUAUAAUAGUCUGAAUAUUAAAAGAGGUUUGCUCACAACGUCUACUACAGCACAAGAAAAGUUAAAACAACAGCAGUCUGGCAAAUUCAGUAUUGAUGAAUUUGAAACGAUAGGUUCCAUUAAUGGAAUUCCUGCUCAUGAAUUUAAUUUAGACACUUUAGAAGAUAAACCUUGGAGACAGCCUGGAGCAGAUAUCACUGAUUAUUUCAAUUAUGGUUUUAAUGAAGAAACAUGGCGAGCAUAUUGUGAAAGACAGAAAAGAAUGAGAAGUGAAUCUGGUGCUGGUUUAAUACUGAAUACUGGAACUGGUGCACCUCCUGAAAAUUCAGUUGCUCCGGGUGGAGCAAGAGUGCCACAAGUUACAAUAACUAAUUAUAAUAGUAAGUACUCUGGAAUAAGUGGACCUAAAAGAGCAGGACCUCCUCCAGGUAGAAAAAUGGCUGGUACUAUAGAUGUUAUCGGAAGUACAGGAUUAGGUUCACGUAGAAAUUCUGAAAAAUCACCACCAAAAGAAAAUGUUAUACAAGUAAUGACAGCUGAUAGAAGAGAAUAUUCAAGAAAGCCACCAGUGUUUCCAGAUGUUAGUGUUCCACCACCAGUUCCAAAUCCGAUUCCCCCUGCUUUUAAUAUGCCUCCUCCUGGUUUUCCACAUCCUGAACCAGUACCAUCAUACUUCUUACCAGAACCAGAUCCAUACUACAACAGUUACGAACCAACACAAGAUAGGCAAUGGGGAAAUGAUCCUACUUGGCAGCCAUCAAACAUAAACAUUCCCCUAACUGGUGAUGAAAUGAAAGAUUCAAGAAAAUCAUUAUCAAUGAGGGACCGAGACCGAGAACGAGAACGUAUUCGAGGUAGAGAUGACCGAGAAAGAGACUACGAUGAAAUACGAGAGCGUGAAAGAGAUAGAGAACGUGAGCGAGAAAAAGAUCCAAGAAGAGAUGAACGCGAAAUUGAAUCAGUUACUCGAGAAGAUGAACGUAACAGAUCGAGGUCCCAAUACAGACAUAAAGAAAGCAGACAUCGGCAUCGUUCGAGAUCGCGGUCGAGACGACACAAGUCACGAUCAAAAAGUCCUAGUAGACGAAAAAAGAAGUCAAGGCGUUCGGAAAGAGAACGGUCUAAAGAAGAAAGCGAUUAAUUAUCUGAAAUUCCAAAAUCGUUUUGCUAGUGUAGAUUAAUAGCAAUUUACACGAUAAAAUGUACAUUAAAAAAAUUGAUAUUCUUUCAUUAAAGAAUUGAUAACUAGUUAAUGUGUGAAUAAGUAGCUUUGAAUUUAGUAAGCUAAAAUUGCAUUUUAUAAAUUAGGAUUUCAUUCAUUGCUUUUUUUAAAAACAACAUUAUUGUGAAAAGAUAAUUAAAUUAAGCUUUCUAUUUCAAUAAGAUAGUGUAUAAUGAACAGUUGUAAAUAUACAAACCGUUAAUAAAAAUGAACUAAUUUAUUAUUUCAA
Molecule: messenger RNA, 2028 nt
Organism: Trichogramma pretiosum
Lineage: Eukaryota; Metazoa; Arthropoda; Insecta; Hymenoptera; Trichogrammatidae
Gene: Fip1
Product: pre-mRNA 3'-end-processing factor FIP1
Exons: 3
Coding region: 129-1718 (529 amino acids)
Cellular component (GO): mRNA cleavage and polyadenylation specificity factor complex
Molecular function (GO): RNA binding
Source: RefSeq, a predicted model, not a curated record